Chinchilla lanigera (long-tailed chinchilla) is the source of this 2228-nucleotide messenger RNA. RefSeq names its product B and T lymphocyte associated (gene Btla). Gene Ontology annotation, molecular function: signaling receptor activity. Bases 259 to 1164 code for a protein of 301 amino acids. NCBI's taxonomy places the organism in Eukaryota, Metazoa, Chordata, Mammalia, Rodentia, Chinchillidae. Gene Ontology annotation, biological process: immune response-regulating cell surface receptor signaling pathway. Gene Ontology annotation, cellular component: plasma membrane. The transcript has 6 exons. The record is from RefSeq and is a predicted model, not a curated record.
UCUCUGCAGAUGAGUGUUUGAAAGUGAGCAACCAGCUUACCAAGAAGCAAAACCACGGAUGAGCUGUCUCACAUCUCUGAACGAAAUCAGUCCAUCUCUGCCUACUGUCCUCUCUCACCAACUGUCCUCUUUUUAUUGAUUUCUCAGAUGCUGCCAGGGUAGAUAACCUGAUCUAUCUCUGAAGAACUCAGGGGAGGAAGGGAAACCUUCUGCCUGAGCACUUUUUUCCACGCUGAAUAUGUACAGGGAGUGAAGACAAUGCCUGCCAUGCUUGGAACUUGGAAAUUGUUUUGGGUCCUCUUCCCAAUCCUACGUCUGGGCCUCCAGAGCAUCCACGGGGAGGAGUCAUGUGAUGUACAACUUCGUAUUAGGAGACAUUCAGAACACACUGUUUCAGCAAGAACUUCUUUUAAAAUGGAAUGCCCUGUGAAACACUGCGGUCACAGACCUAAUGUGACUUGGUGCAAGUUCAAUGGAACAGUCUGUUACCCUUUUGAGGAUAGAUUUCGGCUACACACAAGUUGGCAAGAAGGGCUCAAUAAGUCGAUUUUUCUGCUACACUUUGAACCAGUGCUUCCAACUGACAAUGGCUCAUAUCGCUGUUCUGUGAAUGUCUCUUCUCAUCUCAUUCAUUCUCACUCAACAACCAUCCAUGUGACAGAACAGGCUCAGAAUAAUUCAGAACACUCUCUCAUAAAUGCAACCAGUGCCUCAGGACCACCCUCCAAAGAAGAGAUGGCGGAAGGGCUAUGGCUCCUCUACAAUUUGCUUCCUUUGGGGGGAGCUCCUCUGCUUGUCAUUGCCUGUUUUUGCCUGUUCUGCUGCCUGAGAAGGCACCAAGGGAAAAGAAAGAAACCUUCUGAUAUGGCAGAAAGGGAAAUUAACCUGGUUGAUGUCAUCCAGCCCUUUAGGAGUGAGCAAACGGAAGCGAGUACCAGGCAGAAUUCCCAAACACCACCAUCAGAAGCUGAAAUUUAUGACAAUGACCCUUGGUUCAGGACAGAAGAAGGGGCUGAAGUUUAUUCUAAUCGACACUUGGAGGAAAACAAACAGGCCGUUGUUUAUGCUUCCCUGAACCAUUCCAUUAUCAGAAUGAAUACAAGACAGGCAAGAAAUGUGAAAGAAACCCCGACGGAAUAUGCAGCUAUAUGUGUGAGGAGUUAAGUUUGGUCUUGUUACCAGGUGGGGACCACUGAAGGAUCAGCGUGUCAACACCACUGUCUGACCCGAACAGGACAUCCAAUAAUAUGCCUCAACUUGGAGGAUUUUCACUUUAAAGUGGCUCUUGUUGGUGCUUGGAUCUUAAGGGUCCAAAGGGCAUGUAAUGAAAAUUUCUCCUGAAAACUUCUUUAGGGAACUUCUAUACCAUAGCAUUGGCCAACAAAGUUGUUUUCUCUAGAAUAUUUAAUGUUAGUUAGAUUUUACCUAAUAUAUAAACUCCAUGUUUCCUUUGGAGCUACCAGAGAGACCCAUAGGAAAGAGAGGUUUGUGUUAUCUUGAUCGGUUCACUACACACUCUUGAAAAAUAAUGAAUGUCUUAAUUUGACUAAUUGUAGACACAGUAAUGAUUGUAAGUUCCCAAUCUUCCAUGAGGAGAAAACUUUCUAUGUCAUUCUCAGGCUAGUGUUUCUUAGAUAUAAAGAAAAAUUAUAAACUUGUAUAAGAAAAGGAUGGGAAGAAUAACAGGUGCAGAUACAUCAGAGUACCUCUAUAGAAUGCACUGACUGGAUGUGGACUAGAGGUUUCCCACACCUGACAAACAAACACUUAUACCUAUCCUGUUAGAUUGGAAAGCAAAUAUAGUUAGUAAUGGAGUAAACGAUGUAAAGUGGAUUUAUGAGCAGAGAUGUGACUCAGUAUUUGGGUGACAUAGACCAAAAUGUGUCAUAAUGCUGCUGAGUGAGUAUCUUUGUGGACAUCCAAAUACACAUGCAAACCAAGGAGAAUAGGUAUUAUUGGGCAUGUACAGAUUCAACUUUUAAACUGCCUCAUGUUUGACCUGAAAAUAAAUUAAAAGGACAAUGAAAGAAAUGGAAAAGAGUUCAGACUAUUUAGUUGAUCAAUAGGGGACCACAUACUUUAAAAGACAGCUGUCCCUUGUUUUUAUAAGAAACCAGAGCAAAUCAAGUGUAGUGAAGCUUUACAAUUUGAUAAUUAUUCAUUUUAAAAUACUGAGGUUGGGGCUGGGGAUAUAGCGCAGUGGCAUAGGCUCCUGCCUGGCAAGCACA